CCUGGGAGGAGAGCGCUGGGGAUGGAGCCGGUGGCUUUUGUCGCGGGGAAGUGGCAUCGCCUCCGUUAAGCGACGCUCGGCAGCACGGUUCAGGAAUUCAAUUCCGUGGCAGCGAAGACAUUGGAGCAGGGCUGUAAGGAAAGCACAGCGAACCCUGCUGAGCUCACGGUGCUCGUCGCGGCAGUGGGACGAGCAGCCCCUGGUCUCCCGAAUGGAAAGCUUUCCCCGUGUGCCUGCCAUGAUAAAUCAGCUGCCUGAAUAACAGCAUUCACUGAAGUUACAGUGGGAAACUUGUCUGGCUGGACACUGUGCCAUUGCUGUGCGGAGAGCAGCCGGUGCCGAUCGCUGGCGUUGCGCUGAAAUAUCGCAUUGAUUGCCGCUCCGGAGCUCGGCUGGCAGCACCGGGCUAUUGCAGCCGAGAGGAGCAGGGCGAACACCGGGAGAAAGACGCCGGGGAAAGGCAGGGUUGGAGCAUCUCGCCCUUCUCUCCGGCAAUAAGAAGCGCGCUGGAUGUGUUGGAUGCUGACGGGAGCGGAGGAAGCUGGCACGUCCCUGGGAGGAUUUUCAGCUGAACUUGGCUGGGGGCUCGCUGUCGGCAGCCAGGCGCUCACAGGCGAAGCGGGGAAAAGCAUCUUGUGCUCCCUGAGGCAGCCACCCAGUGAGCAGCAGUGAGUGUCACCCCUGUGCAAGCCCAAGCUGGGAAUACAAGCCAAGAGGGACUGGAGAAUCCCGGGCCAAGGAGGGGAGGAAAAGAGCAGAGGAGAUACUGCACACCAUGGGAGCAAUGAAGCAUCAUCUGCAGUGGGAAUCAUGGUGGGGAUGACACACUACUGGAGAACAAUGCAUUUCCUGGCCUGGUUCAAUUUGCUGCUUCUCCUUCCUUGCUUUGGUACUACAAAAACCUGCUUCCCUGGCUGCCACUGUGAAGUGGAAACCUUUGGUCUCUUUGACAGCUUUAGCUUGACCAAGGUGGACUGCAGUGGAAUAGGCUCACACAUUGUUCCUGUCCCAAUCCCUCUGGACACCUCCUACUUGGAUCUAUCAUCAAACAGACUGGAAACAAUAAAUGAAUCGAUGCUUACUGGCCCUGGAUACACCACCCUGGUGAGUCUCGACCUGAGCUACAAUAAAAUUGCCAAGAUUUCUUCCACAACGUUUUCCAGGCUUCGGUACCUGGAGUCCUUGGAUCUGAGUCAUAACUCUCUGGAAGUCCUUCCGGAGGACUGUUUCUCCAGUUCUCCCCUAAGUGACAUAGAUUUGAGCAAUAACAAACUUUUGGAUAUAGCUAUUGACAUUUUUGCUUCAAAAGGUCAAGGCAAAUCCCUGAAUGUGGAUCUAUCCAAUAAUAUGCUCAGCACAAUUACAAGGCACCAUGAAAGGAGCAUUCCCAACAUCCAGAAUUUAAAUCUUUCUGGAAACAGGCUAACAUUUGUACCAAACCUUCAAGGCAUUCCUCUCCGAUAUUUAAAUCUUGAUGGAAACCCUCUGGUUAAGGUUGAGAAAGGAGACUUCACGAGGCUGAAAGACUUGAUUCAUCUAUCCCUCAGUGGUCUGCAUGGCUUUAGAGAGUUAUCUCCGCAUAGCUUCAAGGAACUUCAAGCCCUCCAGGUUCUGGAUUUAUCCAACAAUCCAAAUUUGAAGUCACUGUCUGCUGAAGUUAUCUUUGGUCUGAACUCCCUACAAGAGCUCAACCUCUCUGGCACAGGCAUAUCAUCCUUGCCAAAGACUUUGCUGAAAUGCCUGCCUUCCAUCAAAAGCAUCACCUUGGGGAAGGACAUACAGUGUCUUAAGACCAUCAAAGAAGGACAGUACCACCGACAAAUUGGGCUGACCAAAAAGGAAGUCCUCAGUUGCCAUGACAGCCGUGGAUCUGUAGCAGCAGCACCUUAUGUUUUGUGAUGAAAGUGGGCAGAAGAAGGGGUAGGCCAGGGAGGGUGCGGGACCAUGGGACUUGUACAGGUGUCGGACUGAGAUGGCUUGCAGUGUGCCUUUUGUAAAACUGUCAAUAAUUUAUAUAUUUGUAUUUGCCAAUAGUUGUUUGUGGAUUUUAUAAACUCUCAAAUCUCGGUCCGCGUUAUCUGCAGGCUCCGGAUUUCACCCGGCGCAUCGAGGUCCUCACUCAUCCCGUCGGCUCAGGAGCGGCGAUGCUGGAUGAUGCGGGGGCAAGUCGCUCUGCAGGUCCCAGGGCAGAACACUCCAUCUGGAGCAAACCCUUCAUGCCUCAGAUGCGUUUGUAGGAGCAAAGCUACACCUCCGCAGAGCACACACCAAAAUGUACCAGCUCUGUAGCUGCUUGCUCACAAACCCAUGCAUCAUCCUUCUUUUAAUUAUUACUCCCCAAAAUGUGCCUUCUGGAUGUUGCCUUCAUUAGCAGCACCCUGUUUUCUGUCAUGCACUUUCAAUCUUGAAGAAACAUUUCCAGACAAACCUGAAUACAGGGUGCACUUAAUGUGCUGGGUUUUACAUGUUAUUUGCAUAGGUGUGCAAUGAACAUUGAGUAAGUCGAGACAUUUUCCCACCAAUUUCUCCUUUUUCCACCUUGAUCCUUUUCAUGUCUAAUUAACUUAGGUCCAGCUUUGGCAACCUCCUGUCUUUUUACUCUCAGUGAGCCAUUGGUCAGAGAUGAUGUGCAGCAGAGGAAGGGAAGCAGAGGGGUCUGCUAACAGCCACAUCUCCCCCAGGAACUAGCCUUUGAUGAAGAAGGUUGCAAAGGGAAGAGAUCAUGUAGCCUAGCUCAGAAAAAAAGAAAAAUAAAAAAAUGGAAAAGAAUCCCUCCUCCCUUUCUGGGGAAGCUUGGAAGGAAACUUUGACAGGGCUUCUUUCUUGAUGACCAAGAUGCAGUCCUAGAGGAUAUGAGAGUAAGUUGUUUCCAGGCUGACAUUCCCCAUCUGAACACAACAUCUGCAGCUCAUCUGGGCAUAUGUGAGGCAGCUUGCAGUGCCAAAACACUUCUGAGAACGUGCUGGGGAAGAAUUAACACUGAUGCUAGUGGUCCUGGAGCACUUAGCUUAUCAGAGAAAAGAUCUUUGGGUUUUUUCCCAGAGUUUCGGCUUUUCUUUCUCUCACACAGCUCCUUGGUUGCCAAGUGAAUCUGAUAAACUGAAAUCUGAUAAAAAGCCUAGUCCUCAAAGUUUUACUGAUUUUUUUUCUCCCCCCAUUGCUGAAAUGCUGGCAAAGGGGAACCCUUCUGGACCCUCUUUUUCUCCAGUCUAGGAGGAAGUGGGAGAAGGCAGUAUAACAUGACUCAGUGCCAAGUGUGAAGCCUUCAAUUUGCUAAUUAGGAGCAGUGGAAGUGACUGCUGAAGUCUGGUCCACAUCUGGCAUGCUCUCUCCAGGGGCAUGUGAUGUUGUGGAUGGGGGUCAUGCUCAAGCUGAUCUGCAGUUUGGUCUCUAAAUCCAGCCCUGCAUCAGGGUCACUUUCAAUGUUUGAUUUAGGGAGAUCUGUGUAAAGGUGGUACAGAUAUAAACUCAUCUCACAACUGUCCUUGGGAGUGUUGGAAGAAGCUCAGGUUUUGUUCUCAUACCCUCAAAAUUCUUGGAAGGUGGAAACCCUGUUACCCAAACCCUCUGACUCCAUAAAAGUCAGAGUCAACAACCAACUUUGGAUACUGAAAUUUGGUACUGAAAUACUCCCACAUUUCUAUCUGUCUCAAUUUCAAUAAUUUGUUUGGGUAGCUCAGGGUGGGAUUUUCACCCCUUCCUUCAGUUUUGGGGAUUUUUUCCUCUACCACGCCUUUGCAAUGUUUGACCAGCUUUCACAAUCACAGGAAAGGUUUAUUUUCUUAAAAAGGCAAUGGGGCUGCCUAUGGGCAGAGAUCUGGGGGGGAACAGAAACUAAUUGCAGUGCAGGACAGGGGCAGUUUGUGAGGAAAGAUGUGGGGGUUUUACUGGAUUUUGCCUUUUUAAGAGAAUCAUUUUCUGCUGGCAGAAAAUGUAUUUUUUUUAAAGAAAAAUACAUUUUAAAAAUACUGUUUACUUUUUUAAGCCUGUACAUAGAUGAAACAUUACGGUUAUCACCUACUGUCAAAGUUACUGUCUUUGUAACACUGUGGUAAAUUUAAAACCCAAUGUGACAAUCCAAUUGAAGACUGCAAGAUUUCCUUGUGUAAUCUCAUGCUAGCUGCUAGCUAAACUAGUCUUAGCAAAAGCUGGCAAAUACUAUUGCUGUGUUAGUCUGUUUUUUUAAAAAACCUCUGCAGCAUUGUAAGGCUUUGUGAUUACUCACAAUAUAAUAAAGUGAUUUGGAGGAGAAUAAACCCA
Lonchura striata (white-rumped munia) is the source of this 4260-nucleotide messenger RNA. It is a transcript of the gene TSKU, whose product is annotated as tsukushi, small leucine rich proteoglycan. NCBI's taxonomy places the organism in Eukaryota, Metazoa, Chordata, Aves, Passeriformes, Estrildidae. Gene Ontology annotation, molecular function: protein binding. The record is from RefSeq and is a predicted model, not a curated record.